Messenger RNA from Cotesia congregata, 336 nucleotides. The record is from the annotation of a GenBank genome assembly. NCBI's taxonomy places the organism in Eukaryota, Metazoa, Arthropoda, Insecta, Hymenoptera, Braconidae.
AUGUUUACAGAAGGUAAAUCCAUGGCGAUAUCAUACGACUGCAAGUUCAUUGAGACAUCUGUAGGAAUAAACCACAACGUAGAUGAGCUCCUUGUGGGAUUACUGACGCAAAUACGGUUGAAACUAGAAAAUCCUGAGAGAACACGAGAUCUAUUCCGUAAGAGGUCGAGGAAAAACCGCAGCAGAUCACCUUUGGGUUCAUGUUCUGAGAACAACUCACCUAAGAAAUACCGUGGCAGUCGCACAAGUGCUAGUCUCAAAGUACGUAGUUUACUGGGUAAAGUUUGGGCAAGAGAUAGUAAAUCCAAAAGUUGCGAGAAUUUACAUGUUUUGUAA